Molecule: messenger RNA, 2397 nt
Organism: Beta vulgaris subsp. vulgaris (sugar beet)
Lineage: Eukaryota; Viridiplantae; Streptophyta; Magnoliopsida; Caryophyllales; Amaranthaceae
Product: UPF0481 protein At3g47200
Source: RefSeq, a predicted model, not a curated record
AGAUAAGUUUAGAAAGAAUAAGAAAAGUUUAAAAAAAUAAGAAAAAGUCAAAAAAGUUGUGAAAAAAUAAGAAGAGUUCAGAAAAAAUGAGAAAAUUUUCAGAAAGUCCAGUUCAUGGAAGAUAAGAAAAGUUAAAAAAAAUAUAUAUGAAAAGUUAAAAAAAAUACACGAAGAAGUUAAAAAAAAUAAGGUGGAAGGACUUACCUUUGGUCUUUUUUGGACGACUGAUGCAACUUGAGGUUUUCCUUUAACUUCCUUGAGCAGAGACUGACCACUGGGAUAUUGUUUUCCCUCCAGGACAGGGCUUUCAGAAUCAGCCAGACUCCCAGGUUGAACUAAUCUGAACUGUUACUGCAUCAUUUUGUAGGGAAGAAGGAGCUCGGUCUAACAAUAUGAUCAACAGACCAAGUCAACUUUGAAGAAAAAAGAUCUUCUGAGAUUUCUAGGUAUUAUAUUUAAAUAUUAACAUUUGUGAGAAUAUGUAUAUUCUCUAUCAAUUCCCAUUCAAAUAUCUUGUAUAAUAUUCAGAGAUUUAUAUCUCCACAGUCAAUAGUUAGAAUUCUUUUAUCAAAGAAACAUGUUGAAGUUUUGAACUGGUAGCUUGAGGAUUGGUUGAAUCAGGGACAUCAUUGAGCUUACACGUUUUCAUAUAGAAUCAAUCAAAGAAAAGUCAGACUACUAAUGUACUUUCAUAACUUCCAAUAGCCAUUUCCAAGAAUUAGAAAAUCUUGAUCAAAUCUGAUUCUGAGAAGCCAUAUGAAAAUAUCACCCAGUAUUAGCUUUGUACAAUUUCUGCAUAUGCUUUCUGAUUUCUCACUAACGGAUGACCAAUAGUGACCGCCUAAAAAGAAAAAAGAAAAAUGGAUGUUGUAACUGACAUAACUACCAGAGCAACUAAACACUCAGAUCAAUUACCUCAAGAACCAUCAGAGUGGGUGAUAACCUUAAGAGAAAAACUCAAGGAAGCCAAACAAUAUGCUGCAACAAGACCAUGGGAGAAGUGGUGCAUAUAUCGAGUGCCUCGACGCCUAAGAGAUGUCCAAGAGGACAGCAAAGCCUAUGUGCCCCAGACUGUAUCUAUAGGGCCGUACCAUCUCGGUAGUGAACAAGUUCGGGAUGUAGACCGAUGACAUAAGUGGGUUGCCCUGAACCAGAUCCUAGAACAUACAGGUCAGGACCUCAACCUUUAUCUUGAUGCCAUCAAAGAGGCUGAAGAAGAAGCGCGCGCUUGUUAUAAGCAAGAACUUGUGCAUCUCAGCAGCAAUAAAUUUGUUGAGAUGAUGGUCCUUGAUGGUUGCUUCAUUCUUGAGCUUUUCAGAAGUUAUCCAAGGGCAGGGGUAACGGGUAACCCCAUUUUCUCUAACCAGAAAAUCAUUGAUGACAUUCUGUUAGACAUGGUGAUGCUGGAAAAUCAAAUUCCGCUUUUCAUAAUUGACAGACUCCUUAGAUUAAUGUGCAUGACUGGUACCCCUGAUGAGCACCAAAAUGGGCAGGCUAUGGCUUUAGCUGUGAACUUCUUCAAUCCUGAAUGGCUGACAGGUAAACCAAUGUCCAUAGGAGAGUUCAAUGAAUUGAAAUUUUCACUCCAGCAAAAAGAGUGCCUUCAUCUCCUUGAUGUUUUCAGGCAAAGUCUACUCCAUGCAGGGCCCCAACAGGAUAGCAAUCACAGACAUGGGUUUCCAAGGAGGGUAUGUAAUAAGCUUGUCCCCGGGUUUUUGAAGCAAUGGUUACGUGAUAAGCUUUUCCCUGGGUAUCUGAAGCGACGUUUAUAUGCCAAUAGAGCUCCAAACAGAAUUCCAGGGCAUGGACAAAUCAUACAUAGGGUCACCCAGCUCAGAGAGGGAGGAGUAAAAUUCACAAAGCGAGACACCAACUGUUUCUGGGACAUCAGGUUCAAGAAUGGAGUUCUUGAAAUCCCUACAAUUUGGAUUCAAGAUAGUACAAUGACCAUCCUCCUGAACGUAUCUGCCUUUGAGAACUGCCAUUUGAAGAUAAAUGAUGCUAUAAUUGCAUCAUAUGUGGUCUUCAUGGAAUGUUUAAUAAAAUCCCCAGAAGAUGUGGGCCACCUUCAUCGAUAUGGAAUCAUUCAGCAUCUCCUUGGACAUGAUGGUGAAGUUGUUGACAUGUUCAAGAGCAUUUCUAAAGAGAUACUAGUGGAUGCACAAACUGGUUACUAUUCAAAACUAUCUGAGCAAGUGAAUGCAUACUACAACCAGAGAAGAAAUAGAUGGCGUGCAAGCCUGCUUCGCAAGUAUUUUAAUAAUCCUUGGGCUAUCAUCUCACUGAUAGCUGCUUUCAUACUCUUAUUACUUACUGCCAUACAGAGCUUCUAUGCAGUAUAUUCCUACUACAGGCCAAAUUCUUAAUCUAAUGAAAAUGAAAUCUUGAUUUAUAUGA